Molecule: messenger RNA, 1869 nt
Organism: Fragaria vesca subsp. vesca
Lineage: Eukaryota; Viridiplantae; Streptophyta; Magnoliopsida; Rosales; Rosaceae
Product: 3-ketoacyl-CoA synthase 17-like
Exons: 2
Coding region: 95-1684 (529 amino acids)
Biological process (GO): fatty acid biosynthetic process
Cellular component (GO): membrane
Molecular function (GO): acyltransferase activity, transferring groups other than amino-acyl groups
Source: RefSeq, a predicted model, not a curated record
AACCAAACCAAACUUCCCUAUUCAUCUUUACCUUGCGUCUCUCUCUCUCUCUAUACUCAACUCACAACUACUCCGGCUACUUCUCCGAGCAAACAUGACUACGCAAGCGCCGGAGACGUCGUCGAAGCAAACCAGUGUUCAUGAUCAUGAUCAUGUUCAAGUUACUACUGCUACUACUACUAAGAGAGUGCUUCCGAACUUUCUUCUAUCAGUGAGGCUCAAGUACGUGAAGCUUGGAUAUCACUACCUCAUCUCCAACGCCAUGUACAUCUUACUCGUCCCGCUUCUCAUGGUGGCUUUUGCUCAUCUCUCAACCCUAACCGUGGAGGACUUGGCUAAUUUAUGGGACCAGCUCAAGUUCAACUUCGUCUCCGUCACCGUCUGCUCCGGCCUCAUAGUCUUCUUGACCACCGUCUACUUCACCACCCGGCCGAGGAAAGUGUACCUGGUAAACUUUUCAUGCUACAAACCUGAGGACGAGCGCAUGUGCACUCGGGAGAUCUUCAUGCACAGGUCCAAGCUCACGGGGAGCUUCUCCGACGACAACCUAGCGUUCCAGAAAAAGAUUCUGGAACGCUCCGGCCUUGGGCAGAACACGUACAUGCCCGAGGCCGUGCUGAGGGUUCCGCCGAACCCGUGUAUGGCGGAGGCCAGGAAGGAGGCGGAGAUGGUCAUGUUUGGGGCGAUUGAUGAGCUGCUGGAGAAGACGGGAGUGAAGCCUAAGGAUAUUGGGAUUCUGGUAGUGAAUUGCAGCUUGUUCAAUCCGACGCCGUCUCUGUCCUCCAUGGUUGUGAAUCAUUACAAGCUAAGAGGGAACAUUGUGAGCUACAAUCUUGGCGGGAUGGGUUGCAGUGCUGGCCUCAUUUCCAUUGAUCUUGCCAAGCAGCUUCUGCAGGUGCACCCUAACUCAUAUGCCCUAGUGGUCAGCAUGGAGAACAUAACCCUCAAUUGGUACUUUGGCAAUGAUCGCUCUAUGCUCCUCUCCAACUGCCUCUUCCGGUUGGGCGGUGCUGCCAUCCUCCUCUCCAAUCGCUCAUCUGACCGCCGCCGCUCCAAGUACCAACUCAUGCACACUGUCCGAACCCACAAGGGCUCAGACGACAGGGCGUACAACUGUGUUUUCCAAAAGGAGGAUGACACCAAAAGAAUUGGUGUCGCCCUCUCAAAAGACCUAAUGGCCGUAGCCGGAGAGGCCCUCAAAACGAACAUCACUACACUCGGCCCUAUUGUCCUACCCAUGUCAGAACAGCUCCUGUUUUUCGCUACUCUAGUGGCAAGAAAGGUGUUCAAGAUGAAGAAGAUCAAGCCCUACAUCCCUGAUUUCAAGCUGGCAUUCGAGCAUUUCUGUAUCCAUGCCGGUGGGAGAGCAGUGUUGGAUGAGAUGGAGAAGAACCUUGAGCUCAGCGAUUGGCACAUGGAGCCUUCAAGAAUGACACUAAACAGGUUUGGAAACACUUCUAGCAGUUCAUUGUGGUAUGAACUGGCUUACUCUGAGGCUAAGGGAAGAGUGAGGAAGGGUGAUAGGAUGUGGCAGAUUGCAUUCGGGUCAGGAUUCAAGUGUAACAGUGCUGUGUGGAGGGCCUUGAAGACUGUUAAUCCAGCAAAGGAGAAGAAUCCCUGGAUUGAUGAGAUUCAUUUGUUUCCUGUUGAGGUGCCUAAAGUUGCAGCCAUCAAAACUACUUAGUUGACGUACUGAAACCGCACAUUUGUUUGGGGAGAGACAUUGUAUGAAUCAAUGUCUAUAGACGCGUACAAACUGAUCAUACUGGGCCUUGUGGUAUUUCUCUAUGUUUGAAAUUCGUUUCAUGUAAUUCUUUUGAAAAUGUAUUGGAUGAUCUGGUGCACUGAAUAUACAGCAUGUCUACAGAA